Messenger RNA from Aspergillus pseudoviridinutans, 675 nucleotides. RefSeq names its product putative isochorismatase family hydrolase. NCBI's taxonomy places the organism in Eukaryota, Fungi, Ascomycota, Eurotiomycetes, Eurotiales, Aspergillaceae. Bases 1 to 675 code for a protein of 224 amino acids. The transcript has a single exon. The record is from RefSeq and is a predicted model, not a curated record.
AUGCUCAACCUCUCCCUCCCGACCGCCCUCGUCCUAAUCGACAACCAAGCGGCCUUCUCCCACCCAACCUACUGGGGCACCUCGCGCUCCAACCCCAACUACGAAACCAACCUACAGUCUCUCCUCAAUGCCUUCCGCACAGCCCGACGAACCAACCCCGCCCUCCCGCUAGAAAUCAUCCACGUCUUCCACUCCUCCACCUCCGCAACCAGCCCGCUCCACCCCGCCGACCCAAGCAAAGGCGCCCACCCGCUGGACUUCGCGCAGCCUGCCGCGGACAAUUCAGAGCCUGUUUUCUGGAAGAACGUCAACUCGUGUUUUAUCGGGACGAGGCUGGAGGCGUAUCUCCGCGACAAAGGGAUUAGGCAGGUGCUGUUUGCGGGGCUGACGACGGAUCAUUGUGUGUCGACGACGGUGCGGAUGGCGGCGAAUUUGGGGGUUGUGGAUGUUUAUCCGGAGGGACCGCCGGAGGUGUUGGCGGAUGGGAAGCAGACUGUGAAGCCGGUGGAUCAAGGGGUUGUGGUGCUUGUUAGCGAUGCGACGGCGACGUGGGCCAAGGGCGGGAUUGAUGCGGAGACGGUGCAUGCGGUUUCGGUGGAGAGUCUUAGAGGGGAGUUUGCGGAGGUGAUGAGUACGAGGGAGGUUGUGGAUUGGUUGGCUGCUGGGAAUUCCUAA